ACACACACCUUUAACGCCAAUAAGAUCCUAUCGCUCUGUCUCAAUACGCAGAGCCUCUCCCUUCAACAACCCUCUCGUCUUCUUGUUCGCUCUGAGGAUCGUCUGUUUCUUGCUCCUCCUCCAUCUUCACCCCUCCAAUCUCUCUCCGAAUUUAAAGGUUUGGAUUUAAUUGCUUUAUCUUCCUAUCUCUCUCUGUGUGUCUUUCUCUCUGUCCUCACCUCUCUCAAAUCUCAAUUUCAAAUCGAACCCAUGCUCUAUCGUCAUCCAGAUCUACCCUGACCCAUUUUCCGCACACCCACAUCUCAUCUUCUAGCUAACCCUUUUUCUCUUCCUCUCUUUCUCAUCAGAUAGAUCCGAACCCAAAGUUCACUGUAUAUACCAUGUCUCCGUUCUCCUCUGUUCCACCGGAAGACCUGCUUAUCGACCAUUUCGACCAAUUACCCGACUCCCUCCUCCUCCUCGUGUUCAACAAGAUCGGAGACGUGAAGGCUCUCGGCCGCUGCUGCGUCGUCUCGCGUCGCUUUCACUCCCUCGUCCCCCAGGUCGAAAACGUCGUCGUCCGCGUCGACUGCGUCAUCUCCGACGACGAUUCCUCCCCUUCCUCCUCUUCUUCCUCUCCUUCCUCCUCCUCCGACAAAUCCCGCAACCCUUUGUCCAAUCUCUUCCGCUUCGUCUUCUUGGGAACAGUCGUCAAACCCUACCAAUUCUUGACCCAAUUCCUAGGCGGCCCCAAGAGACCGUCUUCUUCUGGUUCUUCUUCUUCUCCCUCCCUUUUCCUCGCUGAGGACGGCGAGGUCGACCAAGGUGGCGUGACCCACCACUCUCCGACCCAGGUCCUCAAGAACUUCAACGAGGUUCGGUUCCUUCGCAUCGAGCUUCCCGGUGGAGAAUUGGGCAUCGAUGACGGCGUUUUGUUGAAGUGGAGGGCCGAUUUCGGUUCCACUCUCGACAACUGCGUCAUUCUCGGCGCGUCUUCGGUGGUCUACUCCACCAAGAGUGCGAACGACAAUGGUGCAGAUGGGUUUUGUGCCACUAACAAUGGAGGAGGAGGGGAAGAUAACGGAAGCAUACCCGAGUCGUUCUACACGAAUGGGGGCCUCAAACUGCGAGUCGUUUGGACUAUCAGCUCGCUGAUCGCGGCCUCGGCGAGGCAUUUUUUGCUGCAACCGAUCAUUUCGGAGCACAAAACUCUGGAUAAUCUGGUGCUGACCGAUGCGGAUGGACAGGGCGUGUUGUGUAUGAACAGGGACCAGCUCGAGGAGCUGAGGGUUAAGCCCUUGUCGGCCUCGUCGGCAUCAAAGAGGACGCAAGUGCCUGCGCUUAACAUGCGGCUUUGGUACGCGCCGCACUUGGAACUGCCCGGUGGAAUGGUUUUGAAGGGGGCGACGCUGGUGGCGAUUCGGCCUAGCGAGCAGUCGGCGGUGUCAAUAGCGAGGAAGGAAGUGUCGGAUGUGUCAUGGGUUUCGAUGGCUUUUGAGGAGCCGUACGGGACUGCGGCAAAGAUGCUGGUGAAGCGGCGGACUUACUGCCUUGAGAUGAACUCCUUCUGAUUGAGAACGAUGGGAUCUAAGGGAAAGCGCUAUCCUUCAAGUGGUGAAAAUGGAAUUUACAUAAUUUUGGCAAUCAGAGAAUUAGAAGACUCAAUUCUGCUUUGUGAGGAUCUCAAGUUGGGUGCCAAGCCAAAUCCUGCUUUGGACUGCCACAGAAACACAUGUAUGCAAUGCUAGUCUCUCUACUGCCAUGCCUGAAUUGAUGGUGGAAAUGCAUCUGCUGGUUGUUUUAAGUCAAAGGCCUAAGGCAUAUGCUUUUAAGACUGCACACGUGCAACUAGAAUGACGUUGUAAGACCUUUCAGUUUGUAGUCAUUUACUUUCUUUAACUGUCUCUAUAUGUGAAUAUAGUAGGCUCGACUGUGGUAUGCUUAUCUUAUACAGAAAUGUACGAUCAUUUUGCUUCAAAUGAUCUGUGUUAAUUCACUCGUAGUAGCAAUGGUAAAAUGGCAUAUGGGCUUCUCUGGUUCCUUUUUAA
This is a messenger RNA of Carya illinoinensis, 2027 nucleotides long. RefSeq names its product F-box protein At5g46170-like. The coding region runs from base 381 to 1550 and encodes 389 amino acids. Gene Ontology annotation, molecular function: protein binding. NCBI's taxonomy places the organism in Eukaryota, Viridiplantae, Streptophyta, Magnoliopsida, Fagales, Juglandaceae. The record is from RefSeq and is a predicted model, not a curated record. The transcript is spliced from 2 exons.